ACAACAUGUCUCCACAGCAGCAACAGGACAGUCUCAGCCGAGGCGGAGGACAGCAGGAAAACAAACGGCGGCUGAAGUGUCAGAGUUAUCGCCGUCAGUCUGCUCCGUCUCUGGUCAUCACCAAGGCUCUCACCAGGUCCAAGACUCUCUCCAGAGAGAGCUUCCUGGUUCCUGUGUGUCCAGAGACCUGUCCAUUGGUCCAGUCCUUUCUCGGCGGCUCCGACAGGUCGUUUCUCCUCCACGGACACGCGCAGCUGAAGACGGGGAUGCAGACUCAGGACCGACACCUCUUCCUGUUCACCGACAUCCUGGUCAUCGCCAAAGCCAAGUCAGCCAACCACUUCAAGCAGAAGGCACAGGUGUGUGUGUGUGAGAUGUGGACGGCAGGCUGCAUGGACGAGGUGUGUGAGGGAAGCACCAACCCCGACAGGAGCUUUGUCAUGGGCUGGCCCACCUCCAACUGUGUUGCAACAUUUAGCUCCACGGAACAGAAAGAGAGAUGGCUCUCCACCCUCAGAAGUCGGAUAAAAGAAGAGAAAGAGAAGGAGGAGCCUAAGACCAUCCCUCUGAGAGUGUACGGGAAGGGAAUCAACACUUUUGCUGUUACCAAGACGCUUCCUGUCAGCAACUCAGACUCGACCAAUGAGGUGAUCCGACUGGCUCUGCAGCAGUUCGGCAUCAUAGGAAAUGUGAAAGACUUCCAGUUGUGGGUCAUCUCCAAGAGGGACAACACCCCCUAUCCUCUGAUAGGUCAUGAGUUUCCCUUCAGCAUCCAGAUGAGCCAUGUGAGACACAACACGUCCCAGGGUGGCGGUGGCGGCGGUGGAGGCAGGGACGCCGCCGCACCGCCUGCGGACAGACAGAAGGCCAUGCAGGUGGAGCAGCUGCAGGUGUACAAGCAGUGCCAGUUCAUCCUGAAGCCACGGCCUGUUGAAACGCUGCAACAGCACUUACCUGCAGACUGGUGUCAGAAGCCGUUUAAAAGGAGGCGCUCCCUCAUCACCUGGGCCUUCUGGCGAGGCUCCUCCUCUCACCUGAACGAGCUGUCCCUCGCCAGCGCGCCCCGCGGCUGCCUGUUCGCCCGGCCGCUCAGCUCCGUCUGUGUGGAGGACGCUCUGCCAAAGCCGGUCAUGGACAUGUUGGCGUUUCUGUACCACGAAGGUUCGUGGACACGGGGGAUCUUCCGGCGGCCGGCGGGGGCUCGGGCGGUCAGGGAGCUGCGGGACUCUCUGGACGCCGGCGUGUUUCAACUUCCUCUGACACGUGAACACGUCUUCAUCAUAGCCGGAGUCUUUAAGGAUUUCCUGCGCAGCAUCCCGGGCAGCUUGCUGUGCUGUGAGCUGUAUGAAGAAUGGAUGGAUGUUCUGGAGGAAGAGGAGGAGGAGAAAGAACAGGUGCAGGACAUAAAGAGGAUGACCUGUCGGCUGCCCAAAGAGAACGCCCUGCUGCUGCGCUACCUGUUGGCCGUGCUGCACGGUAUCCGGGGAAACGCCCACGAGAACCAAAUGACGAGUUUCAACUUAUCGGUGUGCAUUGCUCCCAGCAUGCUUUGGCCUCCCGGAGCGCCUUGCAGCCCCGAGGUGGAGGGAGAAGGAGCUAAGAAGGUUUGUGAGCUGGUGAAGUUCAUGAUUGAACACUGUCAGCAGAUUCUAGGAGAGGAGCCCUCCUCUCUGUUCGGAGGGCCGCCGCAGAGACGCAACGAUGACGAGAUGGGAUCAGACUGGAUUUACCCUCUGACCGACUCGUCCUACGACAGUCUGGAGAACGAGUUGGACAACAGCAGUGGGGGGUCGCCCGGUUUCUGCAGCAGAGACCACCUCCGAGCUAAACCGCUUCAGGGCAGCCUGGACUCCAUCCUCACCUUUAGUGACUACGACCAGGACACAGACGCAGAAACACGCCGCAGCCAAACCGACAAUCUGCACGGUCUGAACUUACACCCGCUGGAGAGAACCAGAGGCAAGAGACAGGACCCAGACCUGUCCAGCCCCAGCCCGGCCUCACCGACCGCGGACACCUCCGCCACCCUGGACUCUCUGUGCCUGGACGGUCUGCGCAGACAGAGGCGGCGCUCCGAGCCGGCUAUAGCAUACAUGGCCAAGUUUCGCCCGUGUGUUUUGGGGAGUACCGAUGGUCUGACCGGUGAGGAUGAGGAUGGCGAAGAGGAGCUCUCCAAGAAGCCCAGCAGCCACACGCUCGCUCGCAUAUACUCCAGAGGUCAGACCAGGAUAGGAAGAGAGUCUGGGUCAAAGCUGUAUGGUGGGAGGACAGCAGCUCUGGAGGCCAGCUCCUCCAGCCUCUCCUCAACCCCCACCUCCCCUGCACCAACCCGCUCCUCCCUCGACUCCCUGGACUCCAUCAGCAGUGACCACACCUGUGCGACCAGACGGGGGCUUGUACCGCCCAAGACACACCUGCCCUCCAACUGCACCUCUGUGUCGUCUGCAACCUUCACCAUCAGCUCUGCGCUGACCUCCAGUGGAUCUCCAGACCUGGGGACUACUACAAAAGACUCCCCACCCAAAGAACCACUCAACUGGGGGACUUUAAAAGGCUGCAGGGGCCUCCACCCGAACUCCUGGCUAAAGAAGGGCCGUCGACUGUCACUGACCCAACAAGACAACUUAGAGAAAGAGGAGGAGGACAAGACUGGGGGAGCAGCCACUGACAAGAUGCUCACACUUGGGAAACUUGCCCCAGAGAAAGGAGGAGGAAAGCUGAACUCCAGCAGCCAACAAAAGCCAAAAGUGUCCUGCAGAGCCACAAAAGACACAGGAGGAGGAGGAGGGGGAGGGGGAGGCCACGUGAAGGGGAGGCCUGGCCAUGAACCCCAAAAGCCCCGAUAUCUUAAACAGGACUCACACAGCCCCCCUGCUCACCACCGCUCUACAGGGAGCCUCCAUUUCCCCAAACCCCCCUGGCUCCAUUCCUCAGACUCCCCGCCGGCAGUCGGCGACGUCACAGGAAGUGGAGUGAACGAGCUGAAGCAGCCAUCACCGUCUCUGUUUUACAAGCAGAGCGGGCCGUCUCUGUCCCUGUUCAAGCGACACAAGUCUCACUCUGUGGAGGAGGAGGGGAAAGCCCGGCUCAACCAGCGCCGGGGGUCAGAACCUGGACGCCAGGUUGUGGAGCAAACCGCCACCCUGAGCCGGGCGAGGCUGCCCAGCGACCCGGGACUGAAGGUGUCGGAGGUGGAUCCACAGGGAGAGCCGUCGGAGACCCGUUUCUGCCUCUCCCCCUACGCCACCAAAGCAGUGAGGGACUACUUCUCCUCGCACCCACGCAGUAACCCCAAGAGCAGCCAGCAGGUGGCGCUCGCCCUGGUGGAGAGUCGCAGGGAGUGGCUGAAGAGAUGCAACGAUCCCACAUCUGAGCCCGACUUUGAUCAGCUCCUGUUUGCUGAAGAGUCCUAUGUCUGACUCUAAAUAAAAGCACAACAGAGAUCACUUCACAGAGUAACGAUGGACGCUGGAGAUGAACGACGUCUCUGCUGUUUUCAGCUUAAGGAUGUAAAUGUUGCAGCUUUCAAAAACACACACACAUCUUUAACGUUUCCUUGCUUCAUUACAAGCCAGAGUUCAAAGGACAGCUCGCAUUAGACCUCAACACACACCGGCCUCUGUAGGGUUUAAUACCUUGAGCUAUUUGAAACCAUGCAGUACAUUAUAAUACGUUUUACCUUUCUAUUUGUUCUAACAAGACAAACAGAGAGAGAGAGAAGACUGGACGCUUUUUUCCAUUAAAAGAAAUGCUACAGAAAGUUAAUUAGUCUAAACAGAUGGAUUGAUCAGAUUGGUUAAGUAAUGUCACUUUUUUUUUUUUUUUUUUAAACUGUAUCAGGCCAAAGUUAAAACCUGCCAAUUUAAAAACUACCUGGUGUUGCCUUCUCUAAUUAAUGACUGCUCGUUGCAUUGGCCAGAAGAUAAUCUGAGCUCUCAUCAACUGAAUUAUUAUAAAGGUUUAAUUAUUGGAAAUAUACACUAUCUCCUACAAAGCAUAAAUUUUACUAUGGGAUGGUUAAAGAUUACUUGCACAUUGAUUACUUCCAUUAUUACAUAAGACACUUUUAAUAGGCCAACACAACUUUUCACGCUAUGUAACCAUCGUACGUUUUUCAAACAUUGGCAGUGCAUAUUUAGAUUAUAAUAUCUCCAGGAAUCUAUAAGUUUGUGUGAUUAUUCCCUAUUGAUGCUUUUAAACUGCUUCUUUGUGAAACUGUGCCGCUUUUUUGCCAACAGUAGUUACUCAACACUUCUCCGGUAUCAUUAAACUGACGUAUGUAGAUGCCACUGACGACGUUCGCAGUGAGUAUUUUUCUUCACUACUACAUUUUAAAAGCUUCUGAGCAUUAGCACUGACACGUGUUGAAGCACACACGUGCAGUAGUACUAUUUGGAGGUUUGAUCUUUGUUUUCUACGUUGCCAAGAAUGUGGUUUUCACAAAGCCUGUAUUGAUUAGAAUUAGCGACAUGCGUCUUGUCCCAUUGUUUAUAUUUUGUAAAUAUGAUCAAUCCACCGGGUACAUUGAUGUUUUUCAAGCUUUAUAAUUUUACGCAGCUAAAAACUUUGUUUAAAUAGGCCAUGAGAUUGUUGCUUUCUUAUAUUGUGUCUUUACGAUGUAAUGUAUCCGCACACUGUGUUAAUAAGAUUAAAACUCUGCUUUUGCAAAUUAAAUGAGCUACGAGUGAAAAGC
Molecule: messenger RNA, 4693 nt
Organism: Seriola dumerili (greater amberjack)
Lineage: Eukaryota; Metazoa; Chordata; Actinopteri; Carangiformes; Carangidae
Product: rho GTPase-activating protein 20-like
Exons: 16
Coding region: 6-3419 (1137 amino acids)
Biological process (GO): regulation of Rho protein signal transduction; signal transduction
Molecular function (GO): GTPase activator activity
Source: RefSeq, a predicted model, not a curated record